Manacus vitellinus (golden-collared manakin) is the source of this 994-nucleotide messenger RNA. It is a transcript of the gene NQO2, whose product is annotated as N-ribosyldihydronicotinamide:quinone reductase 2. The coding region runs from base 162 to 854 and encodes 230 amino acids. NCBI's taxonomy places the organism in Eukaryota, Metazoa, Chordata, Aves, Passeriformes, Pipridae. Gene Ontology annotation, cellular component: cytosol. The transcript has 6 exons. The record is from RefSeq and is a predicted model, not a curated record. Gene Ontology annotation, molecular function: NAD(P)H dehydrogenase (quinone) activity.
GUGCGUGAAUGUGUGUGCAAACACACACACCGGUACAUUUCCCACUGCAACAGCGGUUCUCCUCGCACCUAUUCCUGGUGUUUCUCACUAGCACGUCUCUCCUUUGAGUUCUCAGGCCAUACCAGAUUCUCAGGAGAGAAGCUCUCCAGUGCUCCCGGACAAUGGCAGGGAAAAAGGUCCUGAUAGUCUAUGCACAUCAAGAGCCCAAGUCCUUCAACGGAUCUCUGUUGAAGAUUGCUGUGGAAGAAUUGACCGAGCAGGGCUGCAGUGUCACGGUGUCGGAUUUAUAUGCAAUGCAGUUUGAGCCAAGAGCAACAAGAAAUGACAUUGUUGGUCGCUUGCACAACUCGGAAGCGUUCAAUUAUGGUGUGGAGACGUGGGAAGCUUACAAGAAGGGAGGUUUGUCCAAAGAUCUGGUUGAAGAGCAAAAGAAGGUGCAGGAAGCAGACUUGCUGAUUUUUCAGUUUCCCUUGUUUUGGUUCAGCAUGCCUGCAAUCCUGAAGGGCUGGAUGGACAGAGUCUUGGUCCAAGGCUUUGCUUAUGAUUUGUCCAAGUGUUAUGAUGGCGGUUUGCUCCAGGACAAAUUAUCCCUGUUUUCUUUCACCACUGGAGGAACCAAAGAAAUGUAUUCAAAUGGAGGUAUCGGUGGUGAUAUUCGCUAUGUUCUGUGGCCCAUGCAGCAUGGAAUCAUGCACUUCUGUGGUGUCAAAGUCCUUGAACCUCACAUCUGUUAUGCUCCAGAGAAUGUCUCUGAGGAGAAGAGGAAGGAGAUGCUGACUGCCUGGACCCAGCGUCUGAAGACUCUUUGGAAGGAAGAACCCAUCAACUGCUCUCCUGAGUGGUAUUUCAAGUAGUGUUCAGGUACAAGACUACAGAGAGAAGAUCGUUUUUCUUCAUUCUUUUAGAUGCUCUAUCUAAAUACCUGAAUGCUAAUCUCCUAAUUCAAAUGUCUUUUAAGAAUCUGGAAGACAGCAGCUAGCAGCUUAACUGAAAA